Molecule: messenger RNA, 2034 nt
Organism: Nomia melanderi (Alkali bee)
Lineage: Eukaryota; Metazoa; Arthropoda; Insecta; Hymenoptera; Halictidae
Source: RefSeq, a predicted model, not a curated record
CUUUAGCGGAAGUGUUUGUGUAUGUGACAUUAUGUCUUUCUCUUUCUACAUUUAGUACAUGGAGGAACAUUGGAAAGUGAGCAGCAAUUAUUUGCUUGCGUUACCUUUUAUAUUUUGUAUGAUCGUGAUGUGGUGCUUGUGUCUCAUAUUUGGUUUUAUAGCAGCUUCUAUCGGACCAUUUUGCUAUCGAAAAUUUUGCGACGAAGAUCGUGCUCAAUGCACAGAAAAAGACGGAAAUGAAUCGAUCGAAAGUGUAUCGCCACAGGUUCAUAUCAAGAUAUCGCAUCCCCAUCGAAUGUGUGAACUCUCGAAUGAUAUAUUCUCGGAUACUUGUGACAGUAGACAGAAUUUUAACGAUCUUAGUGAUGGGAAGGAAAUGAAACAGGUAGUGCAAGACACGAAACCGGUUUCCUCGGAAGAACCACAAGUUGUUCCUGUCAUUCCACCCCUUAAUCGUCGGAGAUUAUCGGGGAAAAUUUGGUCAUCUGCGUUAAAGAACCAACUGGAAAAUAUCACAAAUGCAUCUUCCGAUAUGCAUGGUGGGUCAUUGAAGAUAGUACAGGCACAAGUUGAGGCACGACCUGUAACUUCUGUAUCAGAUAACUGUGAGAUUUUGGACUCGACAACGUACAAACCAGUUCAGCAUGAAUUUGCCAUUUCUGCUGGUCUAGACAGCAAUCAUAAUUACUUGAAUGAUGAGAAAGCAAGGAGACCGUCAUCGAUAGUGAAGAAGUUGAAGAAUUUAAAGACGUUAAUUUGGACAAGAGGCAAUAAAUCGGUGUCGUUCAAGGAAUUCGAGAGCGAUGAGACGCAAAGAUUGAACCUUCCGGCUUCCACUCAGUGUGCUCCAUCAGCGCAAUCGACGAUACUUCACAAGAGCAGGAUCGUCGACGCAUCAACAUCGACGAGGAUAAGCAGGAAUACCCUAGAAACAAAGCCACAGGACGAGGAAAACAACGAAUCUUCGAAGGAACAAUUAUGUCCAGGAACAGAAGUGUUACAGGAAGUAAUGUCGUUGCUAAGCCGUCCACCUGUAAACGGAAAAUCAAAGUGUGACAUCAACAUAAGUGGCUUAGCAGUGAGCCAGUCAGACCUUUUAAGUCUAUUGUCAGCGACCGGUGAAGUUACGAUCAGCCUCGAUUAUAAGGACCGAGGUAGCUUCGAUAAUUUCCAUCAAGCUUCGUCGACGAAACAACAGCAACAAACCAACGUCAAAUAACUCGUCCCUUAACGAUUCGGUUCAGAAGUUCUGUCAAAGCAUGCCGAAAGUGUUCAAAGACUUUUCAUUCUCCAAACUUUUCGACUUGCAGGAUCAAGACAGAACGUCCAAUUUGGCGAUUCCAUAUAUUCGCGUCUCGGAUCACUCGAGAAAUGAAUCAGCGUGCAGACAGUUGUCUUAUAGAAGGAAUAAUGUUUGCAAUAAUUCUGUGAACAGAGAACAUGCUUCGUUAAAAGCAAAGAUUACCUAAGUUCAGAUCAGAUUUCAUCGUAAGGAAAGUAUACAACGCUUCGAGGAGGAACAAUUAUUUUCUUGUGAUUUCUGUGAAUCAGAACAGGAAUCUCGGUCAGGAUUCCUGAUUCAGUUCGCAGUAUCAGGGAUAAAUGGUUGCAUUAUUGUAAUAAUUCCCGUGGUUGAAACGCCGUCUUGGCAAUAUGGAAUUAGCGAUGAAAAAGAGAUUUAUGAUGUGAAGAUGCAGGGAGAGGGAUUAAUAACAUUGAUAGAAUUUUCACGUACAUAAAAGUGUACCACCAUUCGUUAGAUUCUUCGUUCAAAUUAAAAUUCUAGUUCGCGAUAGAAAUUGUAAGUAGUAUAUCAAUGAAAUAUACUGUUAAUAUAAAAAGCGUACUUUUUACUUCUUUGGAAUGAAUAUUUUAAAUUGUGAUGACAUCAAUUACACGUUUCUAAAUGUGUCUUCAUGAGCUAUUUACGAGUAACGAUAUAUUAAUUUUACGAUUUAACGAACAAUGCUCGUUUUAUAAUAAUGGACUCUUUGCUGUAAAAGAAAAAUAAAUAAACGAUAUUGAUUAUUCUUA